Acanthosepion pharaonis is the source of this 618-nucleotide messenger RNA. Lineage: Eukaryota; Metazoa; Mollusca; Cephalopoda; Sepiida; Sepiidae. The record is from the annotation of a GenBank genome assembly.
AUGUUCUCUCUCUCACCCUCCAUCUCACUCUCCAUCUCUCUCAUCUUCACUAUCGCUCCUUCAGUCUCUCUCUCUCUCUGCUUCCCUUUCUCUCUUCCGCCUUUCCUCCCUCUCACCGUCCUCCCCUCUUUUUCCUUCCUUCUCUCUCUUCUUCCUUCCCUUUAUCUCUAUCCUUCCCUAUCUCUCUCAUCUUCCCUAUCUCUCCUUCACUCUCUAUUUUCCUUCUCUCCCUCGAUUGUGAAUUAUUUAAAUCGUAACUUAACCUUCUUCUUCUUCUUCUUCUUCUUCUUCUUCUUCUUCAUUAUCUCAUCCUUCUUCUUUUACUUCUUCUCAUUCUUAUUCUUAUUCUUUUCUUCUUCUUUUUUUUCUUUUUCUUCUUCUUCUUCAUCUUCUUUUUUUCUACUUCUGCUUCUUCUUCUUUUUCUUUCCCGUCUUCUUCUUCUUAUUAUUUUUCGUCUGUUUUUCGUCCUCUUCUUCUUCUUCUUCUUCUUCUUCUUCUUCUUCUUUUCUACUUCUGCUUCUUCUUCUUUUUCUUCUCCUUCCAAAUCCCCUCUCUUUUCUCUUUCUUUUUCUUGUUUUCUUACUCUUUCCUUUUUUCUUUCUUUUGUCCCUUUUUGA